Messenger RNA from Lotus japonicus, 1134 nucleotides. Its product is annotated as protein SAWADEE HOMEODOMAIN HOMOLOG 1-like. Lineage: Eukaryota; Viridiplantae; Streptophyta; Magnoliopsida; Fabales; Fabaceae. The transcript has 9 exons. The coding region runs from base 102 to 797 and encodes 231 amino acids. The record is from RefSeq and is a predicted model, not a curated record. Gene Ontology annotation, molecular function: chromatin binding.
CAACGUUCUCAAUUCUCAAAAAUUGUUGAACAAUUUAUUUUUCUUCGAAGAGUGAGUGAGCGUGGUUGUGCUGGGGUUUUUCACUGCAGUGAAGCUCCCUCAUGGACCGUUUGCGUCCUCGGAACAGAGCCACCUUUUCUGGAUUCACAAACGCCGAGAUUGAGAAAAUGGACAAGUUAUCAGGUGAAUCACAGGGACGAUCGUUCGACCGCGAAUUUUACCAGAAGCUCACUGCAUCUUUCAACCGUUCGUCUGGUCGUGCUGGGAAACCUACUGUAAAAUGGACCGAGGUACAAAGUUGGUUUCAGGCUAGAAUUCAAGACUUACCAGAAGUCCCUGAAAAUAAUUUGGAGUCUUCUCAAGGCAAAUGUAAGGAAGGAGAAACUAUCCGAGACCCAUCACAGUUGGAAUUUGAAGCGAGAUCAACAAAAGAUGGAGCAUGGUAUGAUGUUGAGGCAUUUUUAGCUCACCGAUUUGUUGGCACGGGAGAAGCUGAAGUCCGUGUCAGAUUUGUGGGAUUUGGAGCUUCGGAAGAUGAGUGGGUCAACAUAAAAGAUUCAGUCCGAGAGCGCUCUGUUCCUUUUGAAAGCACGGACUGUUCCUACCUGAAUGUUGGAGAUCCUGUCCUGUGCUUCCAGGAGAGGAGAGAUCAAGCAAUUUACUAUGAUGCUCGUAUAUUAGAGAUUCAAAGGAGAAUGCAUGAUAUUAGAGGCUGCAGGUGUCUCAUCUUAGUUCGGUAUGAUCAUGACAACACUGAGGAAAGAGUUCGCUUGAGGAGACUUUGUCGCAGACCAUAACUGAACUUGGUUUCAAUUCCUUUGGACAUUUGGACAAGUAUAGUGAGGCAAGUAGCACUUGACAUUUUGAGUAUUCGGCAAAUGUAAAAGCUGGAACAUGUAUAAAUUGGAAGGUGAAACUUUUUGGGAAAUAUUUGUGCUUGUAAGCCAUCCUUUUUUUGUUAUUAGUAUUUUAGCAGAAAAGUACAGGAGUGGUAAAGGAAGGCAUUGUCAAAAGUUUUGCCAGAACAGUUUUUAGCACGCUUUUCUUUGAUGAAUAUUGCAUAUAGGGGUGAUGAGUAAAAAAAUUAAGCAAUAUUUUUGAAAAAGACAAUGAAGCCCUCGCUAUUUUAUAUUA